AUGACUGAGCCAACUAGCGAGGAUGAUCCUGAGGCGUCGGCUGGCCUGCGAUGGAAGCUCGCUUGGCAUAUUAUCAGCCCCUUACUGGAAAACAUCGGCUUGCUUGAGUUUUGCGACAUGAAAGAUGCUCUCGAGAUCGCGGAAAAUAUCAAGAAAGCCCUGAGGCGAGGCAUCGAAGACGAAUGGCUCUCGGACAGGCCGCACCUUCUCCUCUAUGACCGUCGGUGCUACGAGCAUCUCCUAUUACCAUGGCUAUGCAAGUGGACUCUGAUUUGGUUACGAUCUAAUUCGGUCGCCCUUGAACUCACGGACAGCGCUUUGGUUGCCUUCCUUAAUGGUAACGAUGAUGAGGCGACGAGCCUGUGCCGAGCGCUGGGGGAUAGAGAUGUGAAGCUCCUGCUGUUGGCACGGCAGUGGCUGCAGACUAUUCUCCCCUUCCUACUAGGAAAGAGGUAUUUGAUUGAUUACGGUUUGCUUCCCUCAAGCUGGAUUACCCCAUCCACAUCUAAGUCACGGAGACUGUUGGCUGUACCCUACGUGGGUAAAGACAGACCUAGCGCGACCUCGGAGUUCUCCCAUCCCGAUGUGCUUAUUGGCUUCACUUUGCUGGCAUAUCGUUGCAAUGGGUUGAGGAUGGCGGACUUCAAAGUGUUGCUGACGGAUUCGCGAGAGGGCAUGCAGGCUGAUGUCGGAAUCCCCCACUGCAGACGAGCCGACUGUCUGCGAUGGGUCCAGUGGGCGCGUGAAGCUGGGGCCCGAGUCCGAGGUUUCACUUGGGAUGGCACACCGUUGAUCGACGUAGGGAAGGGAACGGAAAAGGACACUACUGGCACGGCUUGGCGCGAUUUUGACUCGAAUAUUGAUGGUAACGGUGAUGAUGACGAGAUGGAUUCUAUCAGGAACUCCCUGUGGCCGUUGGAGCUUGUUGAUCCUCGCGAUGACAAUCAGAUGGAGAUACUAUGGCGCCUCAUGCGUCGGACAUCGCCUUCGGCUACCAUCCACUAUCUAUCCAAUCUAGCCUUCCCAGAUGCUCUUUCACACACUCCCAGCGUCCUGGUUGCUAGUGGGCAAGAGCUUGGUUCGCCACUGUUGUUUCGACACCGACUGGGCUUCUCGGGCACGCCCAAUGACCUCUUGCCAACCCAUAUGGGAGAGUGCCAAUAUGAACGAGGCUGUGAUGGACAUAUCACGGCUACUCUUACGGACACUGGUAUCGUUAUUGGGGAUGGAGGUCGGCUGGCAACGCUUCCCCCUGAGUGGACAGUACAUGACCUGUUGAAGCAGGCUGCUUCUGUCGAGGGCGUCUAUGCGCUGAUAGACUGUGGUGCGCUGAUAACGGGAGUGAGCAACUUGCACAUUGCUCAGGAGCUUCUUCGUACCUUACCAGCGGCAGCCUUCGAUGCGGUCGUAUUCCUAGAUGACAGCUCUGACCAGCGAUUGGUACUAGAGCGGUCGAACAACGGUAAAGCCAUUCCACUAGCAUACUCGGGAUUGGACCCGAGACGGCGCUUUACCUUUUACGAUCACAUUCACACAACAGGCAUGGACAUAGCCCAGCCGGCUGGGAGCAUUGGGAUGAUCACAUUGGGGAAGGACACAACGUUCAGAGAUUAUGCGCAGUCAGCAUUCCGUAUGAGAGGGCUUGGAGGCACGCUAGGGCAGAAGUUGACACUUAUUACUACAGCGCAGGCCAUGGCGGAGACCAUUAUAACGGUGAUGUAUGUGUUAAACAACGUGACGAUGCAGUUGCAAUUGGAUGCAAGAAAAAACAGAUUGCUCACCGUGAGUGACCAUAGCAUGACAACUAUGAAGAGGGACUACUGCACUCGACUUGGCAUAUCAGACGUUGCCAUAACCUGCGCAGGGCCGGGAUGUAACCGCCUUGCCAUGAAUGAUCCAUUGAGAGAUACUCGCACCGUGAGUGGUGCCUUGAUAAUACUAACAAAGCGAGUAGUCGAGCAUCAAGAUGUCGACUGGAACGGAAUGGUGGUCGUAAGAGCUCGGCGUGAUGGAGGAGUGUGGAUUGAACCAGGGAGCAAGCUCCUACGGGCUGACGAUAAAGAUCUCUCCUUUGCAAAGUCAGUAGGCGCAGCCCUUCUAACAGUGGAAUGGAUCGUGGCAUCAGACGCCGUGUUGGGUCUCUUGGACGAUGCCCUCGACACAGGUCGACUACAGGAGCUCCUCCGUGCCUCAUUGGUGCGUGAGAAGAGGAUUCAGCCCAGCUCUGUCGAAGUGAUAUACACUGGAACGUUCAAGUCACCGAGAGCACUGAUCUUCUCGGUCGCACUCAUAGACGUUCUCACUACCUCUAUCGAAGCGGAAAAUGUCACGUUCCUCACGGAUGACCUAAUUCAAGGGUUCGGCAUCGAGGCUGGUCAGCUUACUGAGUCGAUGGUCGUUGUUAAAGAGGAAACACUAUGGUGGUCGAUGCCCGCUGCUGAUAACCGAAAAGGAACUAGUCUUCAUGGUGGAGGUGACGAUGAUGGGAUGUUCGCUCUGGCCAGCACCAAAUUCGGUAUUGCAUUGUGCGCAGUGUUGGUUGUUCUGGCAUGUGGUCUCACUGCUGCUCGUCUGCGUCCAUGGGAGGAUACCCCUGCUCAUGAGGAUGAAGAUGAUCGAGAGGAAAGUGAAGAAGAUGUCACUGUUGUUGUUAUUGAGGAGGAUAAUGAGGAAAUCAAGAGUAUCAAAGACCCUGAUGAUGUAACAUGCGCUUCACAACACUAA
Messenger RNA from Perkinsus marinus ATCC 50983, 2724 nucleotides. RefSeq lists its product as hypothetical. NCBI's taxonomy places the organism in Eukaryota, Perkinsozoa, Perkinsida, Perkinsidae. Gene Ontology annotation, molecular function: K63-linked polyubiquitin modification-dependent protein binding; cysteine-type deubiquitinase activity. The record is from RefSeq and is a predicted model, not a curated record. The transcript has 16 exons. Gene Ontology annotation, cellular component: nucleus; cytoplasm. Gene Ontology annotation, biological process: protein deubiquitination involved in ubiquitin-dependent protein catabolic process. Bases 1 to 2724 code for a protein of 907 amino acids.